Messenger RNA from Fibroporia radiculosa, 1068 nucleotides. RefSeq lists its product as uncharacterized. Lineage: Eukaryota; Fungi; Basidiomycota; Agaricomycetes; Polyporales; Fibroporiaceae. The record is from RefSeq and is a predicted model, not a curated record. The transcript is spliced from 20 exons. The coding region runs from base 1 to 1068 and encodes 355 amino acids.
AUGUCGUCCUUCCAGGUCACACCGAGCAACUUGACCGGCAGUCUGGGUGGUCUUCUCAUCGGUGGCCUUGCCGCCACAGCCCUAUCCGGAGUGGUUGUUAUGCAGACCAUUCUCUACUUCCGGAUUUUUGAAAGGGACGAGUCUGGCCUUAAGCUCGUAGUUGGAGCCAUCUGCUUCCUAGAUAUACUGCACACGUGCAUGGUGUGGGCUGCCGACUGGAUGUAUAUGGUCGACAGCUUUGGGAACAUGAAUAUCACCAAUCAUGUAUUCUGGCCUGCUGGGGUGACAAUAGCACUGACGGCAGCUACAACCGUUACCGUUCAUUUAUUCUUUUCGUAUCGUUUAUUCCGAUUGAGCAAGGGCAAUUACUUUAUUACAUUGCCUCUUGUGUUGUUGGCACUGGCCCGAUUUGCGUCUGCCACAGCUACCUCUAUCGAAUUGUUCGUCCACCUACUUGUUCCCGAAUUUCCAGGGCCUCAUCAUGAUGUUUUCAGGAUCAAGCUCGGCCAGUUUUCCGAAUUUUACGCUCAUUUCCGCUGGCUGUUCACACUGGGCCUUUCCCUGUCCACCGCCGUCGAUGUCAUGAUCACCUUCAGUUUGUGCACUUACCUCAGGAGGAGCCGACGAGGUGGUACCGGGAGGCUGGACAAUAUUCUUGAUUCAAUGACACUUUACACCAUCGAGAACGGUAUGGCAACUUGUAUUGCCACUGCUAUAUCUCUGGUCUUCUGGCUAGUGAAACCGCACGAGCUGGUCUAUCUUGGUUUGCACUUCGCAAUUAGCAAGCUCUACAGCAAUUCCUUCCUUGCAUCCAUGAAUGCGCGGAAGCUCUUACGAGCGCAACAUGUUAGCAACUCAGAAUCUGGUGGCCACGGGUUCCCUGCCAGCCUCUCGAACCGCUUCUCGCGGCGGCAUAGGCAAUCAGUGCAGGAGACGGUUGACCUAUCAGGCACUAAGAUGCAAAUUACUGUUGACAAGACUGUUGACUACGUGAUCGACAAUCCACUGCCGUCACCGACGUCGCACCAGGAAAUGUCUGACAUCAAGUCACAUCCACACGCCGUCUGA